This is a messenger RNA of Anastrepha obliqua, 6978 nucleotides long. RefSeq names its product serine/threonine-protein kinase pakD (gene DCP2). The transcript has 5 exons. Gene Ontology annotation, biological process: deadenylation-dependent decapping of nuclear-transcribed mRNA; nuclear-transcribed mRNA catabolic process, nonsense-mediated decay. Lineage: Eukaryota; Metazoa; Arthropoda; Insecta; Diptera; Tephritidae. Gene Ontology annotation, cellular component: P-body; cytoplasm. The record is from RefSeq and is a predicted model, not a curated record. Bases 799 to 3681 code for a protein of 960 amino acids. Gene Ontology annotation, molecular function: RNA binding; 5'-(N(7)-methylguanosine 5'-triphospho)-[mRNA] hydrolase activity; manganese ion binding.
GUGGUUUUCGACACGCAGUUAAACAACGACGAGAAGGUGAAUAAACAGCUACCAAAGUUUUUCCAUCUUGAGUAGAAAAUAAAAGAAGUUGAAGGGCUAUAAAUACAUGUGUAUAAAUCUGUGUUGAAGUGCAAACCAAGCGGAAUUUAAAAGAAAAAGAAUUUCAACGAAGAAAUAACACUAUAGUUAAGGAAAAAUUUUGUUUCCUGGUCGCCAUUUAGAAAGUGUUUUAAUACACGAAUACCAACGCAGAGUGUAUACAUAUAUUAGUGGAGAGUUUGAGAUGUAGAGGAGUUGCCCGACGUAGAAAAAAAUAUAUAUAUUUCGGAAACUGUUACAACCCUAUGCUCUGGAUGGCUUUCCACUACGCGAUAAAGAAAAUAAAUAAAAACAAUAUCAAAAACGAAUUAAUAACGAAACCAACAAAUAACGGCUGGUUAAAUAUUUUGUGGAGAUUUAAUUUUGGUGAUUUUUGUGGCUACGGUAAUUUGACAGGUACAAGUUUUAUCGGUCACAAAGAAAAACAAACUUAGUUACAGCAGCAUUUGCCUCCACGAGCAUCUCUCCACUCCUUAAUCGUUUCAUAAAAAACUUAUUCGUCGCGAUAAAUUUACUCGCUAAUGUAUUAACGUGAAGUAAAUAUAAAAAUUGCGUUUGUGUUUUGUUGCUUCGAAGUUUUAUUUGCAACAUUUCUGUAUAAACUUAAAUAAACAUUUUCGGAUAAGGGUUGACUGAUAAUUAAGACCUUUAAGCUUAAAAGUAAACACAAAAACAAAUUGAAAAGCUCUGAGACAAGUAAUGGAAUUUGGUUUGAAUACGGUUUUUGCGCCGUCGACGCAAUCCAAAAUAGCAGUUGAAGUAUUUCCAACGCUGGAUCGCCAAAGUGAUAAUAGUGCUUUUAAUAAAACCUGCGAUAACAACGCUGGUAAUGGCGCCAAUGUUGUUGACCACAGCAUUUUAAAUUUGUUUGCCUCACCGAAGGAAUGUUGUAUAAAGAAAGAAGAUUUGCCAACUAAAGACCAGUAUGAGCUAGCGUCGCUAAUCCUUAAGAACGCACUAAAUGUAAGAAGAAACAAUGUCGAUAUAAUCGAGAGUCAGACACUGACUCAAAAGCAAAAAAACAAUUCGAAAAUACUCCAGUGCAAUAGCAGUGAUCAUGCGCUGCAGCAGCAGCAAAAGGAAGUGUUUGCGAAAACGUCAGAUGACUUGUUGGCUGCUUUGAGAGUGAAAAACACAAAUACAACCAGCAAACUGAUUAAAAACAAACAGAUCGCCACUCCAAAUGUACCAACAUCAUCAUCUACAUCAGCAUCAGCAUCAUCUACAUCUACAUCAGCAACAUAUUCAUCAAUUUUAGCCGCACCAGCAACGAAUUCCUCAAGCUCAACAUUCACAGUGGCCGCAUCAAGAACACCAGUUAUGAGCACAAAACCUGCGGCUAGUACAGUAAAUGGCAUCAAAAAUGGUUUACAAAUUCCGUCCGAUAUCCUUGAUGAUUUGGCAAGUCGUUUUAUUAUUAAUGUUCCCGAUAUGGAAUUGAGCAAUUUUAUAAGGAUUUGCUUUCAAAUUGAGUUGGCACAUUGGUUUUACUUGGAUUUCUUCUGCGCUGCAGAUCAGCAACAGCAACGCGAUGAAGCAGGCAAAAAGAGGAAAUUACCAUCUUGCGGUAUGAAACAGUUCGCGAUACAAUUAUUUCAGCAUAUUCCAUUUCUACGUGAACAUUUAUCGUCAAUCGAUAAAAUAUUAGAUGAUUGGAAAAAUUACAAACUAUCAGUGCCCACCUAUGGGGCCAUACUAAUAUCCGAGGAUCUCAAUUUUUGCCUUUUAGUGCAAUCUUACUUUGCUAAAAGCUCAUGGGGCUUUCCCAAGGGGAAAGUCAAUGAGAACGAAGAUCCAGUGCAUUGCGCCACGAGAGAAGUUUAUGAGGAGACUGGCUACGAUAUAACUAAAUUAAUAGUACCAAAUGACUACAUUGAGGCUGUGUUCAAUUAUCAAUAUACACGCUUGUACAUAGUGCGCGAUGUGUCUCUAGAUACGCAAUUCUCACCGCGGACUCGUAAUGAGAUUAAAUGUUGUGAUUGGUUUCCGAUCGAUUCGUUGCCGGUCAAUAAAAAUGAUGCCAUAUCAAAAGCCAAAUUGGGUAUAAACGCCAAUUCAUUUUUUAUGAUAAUGCCAUUUGUUAAACCACUUAAAAAGUGGGUGCAUGAUAAGCGCUCGGGUUUAGAGACGCAACGUAAAUAUUCUGGCGCAGUCGGAAGUAAUUCGUCUGAUUUUACAAAUUCCCCUGCAACGCUGAUGACAACAGCAGCGGCGGCCACAGCAGCAGCUGUAUGUGGCGGCACUUAUAACUGUAAUAAUCAAAAGCACACAAAUGCAAAUAGUAGUAGUAAGAAGAUUAAACCACAUACAAAUUAUGAUGAUAAGCAUAACGCCUUAAAAAUGAGUGGUGGAAAUACAGCUAAUUGUGGCAAUAGCAAUAAUGCAACUGCAGCAUCAACAAGCAACAGCAGUAAUCGCUCAAAAAGACAGCGGCAUAAAUCGAUGGGUGAUUUGGAUGGUAUUAAACUAAAUAACUUAAGUUCAAAUAAUUGUAAUUUAAAUACCAUUUGUAAAAACUCAUCUAACAUGAUAACAACUGCCUCUGAUAACAUUGAACCAAUUACGGAAUCGAUUUCUAAUAAUGGUGAGUCUGGUAACUGUAAAACAGGAUCAAAUCAUAAGCGCAAUGGCAGUUCAGUAAAACUGGUUACUGCCGGCAGCAGCAAUAACGGACAAAAUAGCAACAACAAUAAUGUGGCUGGCUGCACGUCAUCCAAACGCCAAUUGUUUCACAGUCAAAGUCAAAAUGGCAGUAACCAAAAUGGAGAAAAGAUUGUCAGCUCCUUCGAUUUGAUUCGCAAAGAGAAACAACAGCAAUUGAAGGCAUCAGCCGAAAAAGCUUCAAAGGUACAAAGGCAACAGCAGCAAUCGCAAUCGAAUGCCAGCUAUAACAGCGGACGGGUGCGCGCUAAAUCGCAGAGUGAUAAAAUGUGCGUACAACAACAAAGUACUAAUAAAAACAGUAACAGCAACACCAAUAACAAUAACAAUUGUGGUGGCAAUAACAAACAUCGCGUACAAAAACAAUUAUCAAUGAUUAUUGUUAACUCAAAUGCUAUAACUCAUAGUGAUAAUAAAAGCAAUCACAACAACAAUAAUGCGAUUAACAACACUGCCGCCCAUAGUGCUCGAGUUGCAUCUAAUCCUACACCAACGGCGUCCACUGGCGCCGAAUUACUCGCAUUUGCUGUAGAAGCAGCCUCAACUCCAAGCUUAACAUCAACAACGAAUUCGGCCCAGAAGCCACGGCCAGCAUCGGCAACUUUGCAUUUUGCCACACCGACAGCUGGUCAACCAACUCAAGAACUACAGCGCAUGGCAUCGGGCACAAAUUUGCGUAUCCUAAAACGCAGUACAUCAUAUAAUACACAGCAGCCGCAGCCGCAGCAACAAGAACUGCAGCCAAAAAAGAACUUAAUACAAAUAUUGCAACAACAAGAAGCCACGUCCGAACAGACACAACAGUUUGAAACUGAACAAGAAGUACGUCAUCGGCAUGAACAGCAGAAAUUCACACCCAGUUUUAGUUCCUGGAUGAAUUUCUCAUUUACAAAAAAUUUUAUUGCAAAUGUGUUUUGUUAGGAAACACGCCAAUCAAUGAGAAAGUAGCCGAUUGGUUAAAAUAUAGGAUAGUGGAGGAAAAGCAGAAUUAUUGUAUGCGAGAUGUAACAGUUAAGAAAUCGAGGGAAGUGUUUUUUUUUUGUUUUUCUUUUUUUUUUUUUUUGAAGACAAGCUUGAAACGAUUUGAGACCUUAUUUGAAACGAAAUUUUAGAAAUUUUACAACAAAUACAUGCAUUUUUCAAAUAUUGAAUUGAAUCGCAUGUUUAGUAAGUGGCGGAAAUAUGCGAAACAGGACAUAGUAGGAACUGAGAUAUUUGGAGUAGAAGAAAAUUGCAAAAGUUUGACAAAAAUGAUAAAACAUUUGAGUUGGUAUAUUUGUAACACAAUUUUAGAAUUUCAAAAAUGAAAUAGGCAAAUUAAUAUAACUUUUUAUGCAUUUUCUUCAAUGCUUCCUUCGCCGUUUUAACUGUUUCUUUUCUAAGUAUACCAACUACAAAACCACUUUAUUUAUUUCUAUUGAAAUUUAAAUUUUUUCUUUACUUUGAUAAAAACGGAAGCGUACAGACGAAAUUCAUUUUUUUUUCUAAUUUUGGUUCAAUCUAUAUAAAAUAAAAAUACAAACAUAAAUAAUUGUCUGCUUUUGUUGGGACACUACAAUUUCUCCAAUACUUUAUAAAAUUUUUAAAAAGUAAAUUAUUGUGAAACUUAAGUUUUAUAAAAUAAAAUAUUAGAAUAAUUAUAAAUCAUUUAACGAAAAUGCCACCUACAAAUAGUGAGAAACCACUAGACGACUAAUAGGUAGGCUAUAAAGCGUAACAGUAGCCAUAAAUUGAUGGUACAAGUACCAACUAAACCAUCAUUUCAUUCCAUCAUCACGCUCUACCAACGCCUUGUGAUAGUACAAUAAAUUUUACUUUUAGUUUAAUUGAUAAAUCAUACUGUAAAUCAUAUAUAUGUACUGAAAUGUAAACAAAAAGUGCAAAGUAACUUGUCGUGUACAGAAAUGAAAUGCCUAUUUUUUGUCGCUCUAUUUAAAUGCUCUCAUUGGGUUCUUCCAUUUUUAUAAUGAAGAUUAAUUUCGGUACAAAUAUAUUCUUGCUAUUUUCAUGUGGCAUUUGAGCGCAAAAAAUGUACAACGUACCUCGAGUUAUUGCAUUUUUACUAUUACUCAGAAUAAUGUUCAAAUUUCUAUGAAAGUGACAAAUUACUUACAACUUUCAUAACAUAUUUUUGUGUAAUUGUAAUUUGUAUUCAAGUUUUCCAGUUAUUAGUUCCUUCUUAGGUAUUUAUCUUUCGGCUGAAAUAAAAAGCAAAACUACUUACUUAUAUAUGAAGUCGCAUGAGGCAGAUUAACAUAAAACAAAAGAGAGCCUUUGCAUCAUGACCACAAUUCGAACAUUUAUGAGUUACCCUAAGAGACGGCUUCAAUUGGCUUUAAUAUGAAGAUAAAUAUACUUAUAUUUAAUUGUUUUGAUUUUUUUUUUUAGUUUUUCUCAUUAAGUUAAUUUAGUGCGAAUAUUUUUGUAGUGCAGUUUGUUCGCACAAUUGAAGUUGGAACGUCGAAGAAAGAAAUUUAAUAUCAAAUGUGUUUUCACUUUUUAUUUUGCUGACGACGCGUAGAAUGCAUAGAUUUUUCUAUUUUUAUAGAUACAUACAUUUUUGUGUUACUAUAGGAAUAAUUUUUUUUUUUUAAUUUUGAUUUUAAAAAUACUAAAGUAUUUGAAUAUAUUAGGGCAAUUCACAAUUCACUGCAAAUGAUCUGGCGUCAUGGCAUUCGCAAAUUGUGAUGACAAAUGCAAGUAAAUAUAUUUUGAUGUUGUGUUGCCAGGGCCAAUUGUAAAUGCCAGCUUAAUUUUACUUAAUUGUGAAUUGCACUGAUAUGUGAUUUGAACAGGCUGCCCAUUUGGUACGAGCUUGGAUUAGUUAACUGGCAGCCAACUGAAGGAAGUGGCGUUCAAGUAAUUUCACGUUUCAGUGAUUUCUUUUACUAUAUUUUUUUUAACCCAUUAAGAAGAGGGAAUACUGUUUUAAGAUAAAAAUUUGUAGAAAUUUCAAUUAGCUAUUAAAAAGUGCAAGCACAUUUGAUAAAAUAAAAAGAACUGCUAAACUCCAAAUGCCAGUUUUAUGAAAUUUAGUCAAUAUGAUUUUGAAACUCUAAACGUUAAUAACUGGAUUAUUUUAGAAUUUAGUUUCAGUUUACAGAAAUUUAAUUAAAAUUCAUUCACUGUUUUUAUAAAAGUUUUGAAAACUGGCAUUACGAGAUUUGGCAAUGUAAAACAAAAAGAACAAAAAAAAACCAAAAAAAAAAAAAUAGGUAAAUCAAAAAUAUCACUCAGAACAUCCAAAAACUCAAAUUACGAACAAUAAACCAGACAAAUAAUGGCCCAUAAAAAUUGUAUACUUGUGAACAACGUGUAAAAGAGUGAGUUGAUUCCGACUCGUAAAACAUCCAAUAAAAUUUAAACAUAUUUUUUGACAAAGUACAGAAUAAAAAACGAAUUUUGAAAUCUUGCUAAAAAUUCGUACAGAUUGAAAAACGAAUUUUGAAAUCUUGCUCAAAAUGCAUACAAAAUAAUAAACGAAUUUUGAAAUCUUGCUAAAAAUUCAAUAAAAACUGCAUAGUUCUCGAAAUUACAUACUUUUUCUACUUUUUCUCACAAAUUUCGAUUUGUAAAAAUAAAUUUUCGCAGUAAUUUUCUUUGAGUUUUUUAGCUUACACUUCUUAGUUGAAGUUGCAGUAAAUGUUGCGAAUUGAAAUACAUACAUACAUGCAGUAUUUCCGCAUUUUUCGCGAAAUAUUUUACAAUACAGCAUUAAAAUGCUUUAAAAACACGUUCCCGUGGCAUUUUAAGUGCCUUAGUCUACUAAUAGUAAAUCAGAUUUUAAACUUUUAUAUUUAAAUAUUGGCAAACGCAUAAACAAAUCUUACAAAAGGUGAACCUAGAUUAUAAAAUGUGAUUAAAAUGCAAUAACACAAAACAAAAACAUUUGCCAGUCAUAAUUAUUUACUUCAACAAAGUAUUGAUUGUGUUUUGAAUAUAAGUAAAUAUUAUAGUGUGGGCGUGAAAUGAACUGUAAUUUGGAUUGCUUCUUACUCUCGUAUGCAUUUUAAAAUCAUAUGUUGUUACUGUUUGUAUGUAGUUAUCAUUUUACCACGACGCAUAUCAUUUUUGAAAUAUUGACGUUUUACUUCUUCCUCAAUGAAUAAAAUUUUUCUACAACUUUUAAUAAAAAAUAACUUAUUUUUAUAGCAGAAAAACUAUUAUAUUUCCAAAAUUUUAACAAUAUUUUUCCGAAAUUGUGACGAAACUAUACAA